UGCAGGAAACUUAACUAAAUGAAACUAAAGUGAUUAUAUAAUGCAAGCAAUUUGAAAAAUCGAAUAAAGUGUUUAGGCUAAGAUCUGCAAAUGUUUUUAUUUGCCUAUCUGUGCAUGUGCUCAAAAAUCAACAGAUCAAACUGAAUCCACACAUCAGACAACAAACAAGACUCUAACUCAAUACUGACAAAAUGGCCUCUACACCAAAAGCGAAUGGCACGACAGCGAAGACAGCAACCAUGGAAGAAGACUACAUCACUGUAGUGGAAGUGGACGAUCCCACGUCCUCCUCGGAGGAUCGUCUAAAGAAGCUAGUCAAGCGGCAGAGCUCCGUGGCGGAGGACUCCUCGUUCAUCACAGUGCUGACCAUCAAUGAGAUGGAGCUCCUGCAGCAGCGACGACAGGAGGAGGAAGUUGGAAACGCCCAAGUUCCGGCGAUGGAGGAGCAAAUUGAAGAUGUCACAGUGUUCAGACUGCCAGGGGAACGUCUUGGUUUUGGAUUGAAGUUCCAGGGAGGCACCCGAAGCACAGAGCUCGUCCAGAAACUGUACAUACAAUCCUGCGCCGCCGACAGUCCCGCCUCCAAAGUGGCCACCGGUUGGGGGAAUCUCCGUGAGGGAGAUGAGAUCGUCAGCAUCGAUGGUCGGGAUGUGAGGGAAAUGACCAGAAUAGAUUGCGUUCGUGGUCUUAAAGACAAUGUGGCCAUCCAGCUGGUGGUGCGCAAUGGUCAUGGGCAGAAGCCACCCAGCGAAGAGGAUCCACAGCAGCAGUUGGAACAGCUCUCGAUCACACUGAAUGCCCAACCACCUCCACCGCCACCAGUUCCACCAAGGAAAUUGGUUAGGCGACAGAACUCCAAGGAGAAUCAGGCACAACUGGUCGUGGAGAAGCCUCUGACUCCGCCUCCCGAUGCGGAGUACUACCUGAACCUACUCACCGAAUCCAUCAAGGCGGGCUCCGAGUCGGACGACACCGCCAGCACCAUAUCCACCGUCAUCGACAAGUUCUCCAUGAGCUCCAACUACUCCUCCGACAGCAGUCUCAAUGGCCAUGAGUUGGCCAAGGUACUGCAACCCUUCACCCUUCUGGAACAGGAGUUUCUGCCCUUGGAGCAGCCAAUGAGUCAUCCCAAGCUGCUGAUUCCAGGCAACAACUACGAAAAUGUGGAGUUCAAGACGGAGAAGGUCAAUGUGUAUGAGAACGUGGUGCUCAGGAGUCCAGAAACGACGCCCACACCAAAGCCCCGAGUCCAACUGGCCACCGUGGAGCCCAAGAAGCGAUCUAUCAUACCCAUGCCACGAAAGAUUCCUGCACCCAGUAAGCUCCCCAUUGAGGUAUCACCACCACGAGUUCCCUCCAUGGAGGAGCCCAAAACGCCCACUAAUGAAAAGCUAGACUCCCCCAAGACGCCCACAAAUGAGUCACUGAAGGAGUCACCUAUUAGUGCUACCAAAAUACCCAAGGCCAAGUUCUCGAGGGCCAAGACAGAGAGUGAGAUUAAGCUGCCUUUGCAGCCCUCGAAGCAGCAGUCGCCGCAGGGAAAAUCGCGCAUACCCAUAGUCAGCACCGCCACAAAACCAGUGCCCAAGCCAGUAUCACCCUCAUUGAAUGGAUCGUCAUCGCCCAGUUCAAAUAUCCCAAGGCUUUUGCAAAAGCAGAAAUCCGAAACGGAUCUGAAAUUGAACUUGUACAGGAGUAAAUCCAAGGAGGCUAGUCCCCGUCCGCCUUUGCAGAGGGCCAAUUCCGCCGAGGCUCCCGAAAGGACCUUCAUACCUGUACUUCUGAAUGGUAACUCCAAGAGUUCCAACUCCCUGGAGAGCAUUAGUUCGAUUGGAAGUAAUAGCAGCGGAAGUACUAGUGGAAGAUCUCCCAAGGGACCCAAGCCCAAGCCACCAGAGCGAGUUCAAUCGCUGCAGAAAACGCAAAUACCCAAGCUACAGGCCCUGCCAACCACACCACCUCAGCAGAUCCCCAAACCUAGUAUGCAGACCUUCAAGCAGAGCCCACCCACACCCAGAUCGACUCCAGUGGGAACCCCAUCCCCGACUAGCAAUCGGGAGAUACGCUUCAAGAUUCAGACUUACGAGAGCAAAACCCAGGACGAAGACAAACUGCCAAGCCUAUUUGACCUAGUGCACAGUCAGGAGAACAAGGAUAAGGAUAAGGAUAAGGCUGAAGAUAGAGAUGGCGGUCCUCUGCAGACCCAUAACAGUAUCACCGCUCUUUUGGCCGCCGCCGCUGCCGAGGCAGCCGAUCUCUCCCGGGAAUCUCCUCCUCCGCUGGUCGUCGGGAAGUGCAUGAAGAUCGCCGAUGAUAACAAUACCACCACCUGCUAUUCCAGUUCCAGCAGCGGGGAGGAGGACGAGGAUGAUGUGGAUGCCGCCAACAGGGAGUACGUAUGCGAGGAUGGCGAGAAACUGGGACCUCCGGAGCUGAUAAAUGGACCCGGUCCUUCGGAGGCCUACUUCAACAUGUUCUGGCACUCGAACAUGCUGCCCACCAUCGGCGAGGUGGAGGAGGAGUUCUCCUCGCUGGAACCGCAAUCCCUGACCAACGGAAACCUUGUCAAAUCGGAGGAGUCGAAGAAGUUGCCCAAAAUGGAAACAAAUGCUGGUGGACUGGUGACCCAGCUGACUGACGAUAAGAUUGCUGACCAUGACGCAAGUGAAUCGCAGGUGGAUGGUCGUACUGAGAGCACAACGAACCAGACCCAGGAGAUCAGUUCUGUGAGGAGCCAGAAGAAGACCACCACCACCACUCGAGUGACCACCACCAAGACAAGUUCCAGCUCCAGUUCCAGUUCCACUUCCUCCAUUAGCUCAUCCACCCUCAUCCCAGACAUUGCCUUCAAGCUGCAACCCUAUGAGGAAAGGGAGGAGGUAUUCUCGGAACCCAUUACCACCAUCCAUGAAGAACGACGUGUGCUCAGUGAGCAGAAGACCCUCAGCGAAUCGAGGACCAGGGAUGCCUUGACCGGCGAGGAGCAACUGGUGACCAGUGCCAAUUCGAAAUCGAGCAGUGCCCGGUUCAAGAAGAUCAGCAGCAACGACAACCUGCUCGACCUUGGCGACGAGCAGGAGAUGCAGGAGCAGCCGUUGACCGCCACGAUCACCCAGGAAUCGAGUCUGAGGGAGCGGUUGGAGUGUCCUCAGGAUAACCAGAGUAUCGAGAGGGGUACUCUGACCCUAUCCGAGCGGGGAAAGCAGCUGGGCGAGAGCGAAGGACUCACCACCUACACGGAGUGUGAGACGAGCGAGAAGGAGUCCUAUCUCGAGGCCCAACAGGUUCUUAAUGGAGCUGGAACUGGGGCUCCCCAAGAUGAGAAUGGUGACCUACCCACUUUCGAACGAGAGCUCAGCGAAACCCUAACGGUCACCAACGAUGGCGAAAAGCAGGUCACCAAGAAACUGGAACAGAGCAAGGAAGUUGCUGGAAAAAAGGGAGCCAAACUCCUCAAGAAAACCGAUGAGGAGCGACGUCUCGAGCAGGAGGCCCAAAAGCUGAUCGAAAGCUACCAGAAAGUGAAGAAAGAGGCUGAGAAGCUGUACAAACUGGAAUUGGCCGACGAUGAUCAGGGCUUCGAUCUGAGUGCUUUCGAGCAGGUGGAGAAUAAUGAUAAGCCCGAAGUCAUUGAGGAAGUCCAAAAGGAGGAUAUCCAAGUCCUAGAAGAGAUUAAAGUCCCUAAUCAGCCAGUCAAAGAGGAGGUUAAAGUCCUUCAUGAGGAAGUCAAAGAACAAAUCAAAGUUGUGAAAGAGGAAAUUAAAGAGAAGGUUCAAGUGUCUCAAGAGGAAGUGAAGGAAGAGAUCAAGGUUUCUCAUCAGGAAGUCAAAGAAUUCCUCCAAAAUGAAAUCAAAGAAGAGAUUAAAAUUAAAGAACAAAUUAAUAAAAAAGAGGCUGUCAAAGUGGUGCACAAAGAAGUGAAAGUGAUUGGAGAAAGUGCCCAAGUCACAGGGACAACAAGUCACAAGGAGUCCAAAAAGGAAGUCACAGUCUCCAAAAAAGAAGAAGUUAUAGUUUCCCAGAAGGAAAGCGAACUUCCAGUUGUAACAACUACAAAAGUAGAGAUUAUAUCACCUCCCAUAGAAGACGAUUUGGGUUAUGUCCUCCACAAGCAUAUAAUCCUGCCCAAGGAGAAGGUCAAGAAGGCUCCUACGCCGCUGCCCAAGCCCAAACCCAAGCCCCCAGUGCCGACGAACAAACCCAAAGUUCCGGCUACUCUGACCAAGCCGAAGACGGCUCCUCCACCAGUUCCGAGUAAAAGGAGUGAGGUGGCGGGUUCGGGUGGCAAGCCCAAACCCACCCAGAGACGCGGCAGUUUGGAGACCUCCCAGGCGCCUCCCAAACCCCUGGAACGGAUAAUUGUGGGUGUGGAGCAGCGGGAUGAGACGGAGAAGCCCCAGCCAAUUAUCAACCUGGCCAGCGUGGACCUGCCAAAUGUGGCGCCCAAUGCCAAACAAAUGACCGCAGAAACGAGUCCUGUGGUCGAGAUGCCACCGGAUGAGCUGCAAUUCGAGAGCCACCAGUUGCCCGAUGAUGGGGCACGGGAACGGGCUACGCCAAAGGAUUCGCACCAGGAGCCAAAUGACCUGCUCAGCGGGUCGUCAUCCUCGUCGGUGACCACGCCCAUAACAACGCCAAUUUUGGUAUCUGCCACCUCGUCGAUGGACUCGGUGCAAAGUGUCAUCGAGGUCGUCAAUGGCAUGCCCAUCAUCAGCAAUCAGCAGACCGACGACGACGACAAUGAUGAAGAUGGAGCGGAUGACGAUGGGGUGCAUUCACAGGCCGAAGGACUAAAGGAUGUUAGUCCCGUCGAAGAGGUGACUACGUUGCCGCUCGAAAAAGAACACGAAUCAGAUCUUGGUACCCUCGGCAGCCACCACAGCAACAUUGGCAACAUCAGCAGCAUCCAAGCUAGUAGCAACAUCCCGGCAGCAAUUUUAACCGUCAGCAGCAGCAACAAGAAGACAACCACUGAGGUGGCAACCAGUAGCAAACCUGCUGCACCACCGAACCCCGGCAAAAUGGAGCUGCUGAGCAGCACCACAGCAACGGCCACGACAACCACCACAGCGACGCACCACCUGCACCAGGCGACCACCACGAAGCAGCUGCUGGUGCAGGAUUACCUGAGCUACGCCUCACCACCCACAUACUCCCGCCUGCCGCCCGACGGCCAUGAGUUUCCGCCCAACUUCAGCGAGCCACUGAUCAUGCACAGCCACCCCCUGAAGGUCACCACCGAGUUGAGCUACGAGGUGCAGAAUGGCGGCAAGGAGGAGACCUCUGCACCACCACUGCCCAAAACGGGGCCACCGGCCACAGUUCCCCGCAAGGUGUACCGCCAGGAUUUGGUUAUAAACGUUGAGGCGGCACCCGGCUUGAACCGAGACUAUCAGAGAUCCCUGAGUGGUGGUACACCACGAAAGCCCAGCGAUUGGAGGAAGGAUGAAAAGUCCGAGAAGUCGGUGCGCGAUAAGAUUGCCAUGUUCUCGUCCAACAACGAACUGGAUGCCAUACCGCCGGCUCCGGCCACAGCCCCCAUAACCAGCUCUUUUUCCCGAAAACCCCUGAACAGGAGCAGUGAGAAUCUGCUCGAUAGCUGCUCCACAUCCGCGGCUCCUUCCCUGAAAACCCGAGCCAUGAGUGUGGAGAACCUAAACGAUGUCCAGCGGCAAUAUCAGUUGGCCAAGCAGCUGCCCCAAUUGCAUGUGGCAGAUUCCAUGUAUUCCCUGAAUACGGCCACGCCCACCCAGAGCUACGCCUCCUUGCCGCGAAGAAGCCACGGUGGAUCGUAUUCUUCGGGUGUGGAGAGAAGAAUCAGCUUUUCGGGCGAGGGAGGCGAGGCGGCCAAUCGCAAGGCAGCUAUAACCAAUAUACUAGAGCAGCGGCGGAGGAGUUUGUCCAAGCUGCGAGGUCUGGUGAUCCCCGAGCGACCCCAGCUGCUGGAACCCAUCCUGGACUUGCCGGAGAUCAAGAGCCAGGUGAAGGCGGCCAGCGGGGAGGAUAGCACGGACAGUGGUCUGGGCGAGAGCCACCGCAGUAGGAGUAACCAAGUGGGUGCAGGAACAGCAGGAAGUAGCUAUCGCAGCAUCUUCACCACCAACCAGAGGAGACCCCUGGAGCAGCAGCUCUCCCAGCCGCCAGCCAAACCGCCCAGGACAUCGCUGACACCACUCCAGCCGAGGGUCAUGAUGAUGAUGCCGCCACCACCGCCUCCGCUGGAUCAGGAGAGUGACACGGAUUCGGUGUUCUCGCACACGGCCAGGGUGGCCACGCCCCCGGAGAAAUUCGCCCUCACCAGAACCCUGAGUUCGGAGACCAACACUUCGAUAGCCAGUUCCAACACCUCUACUCUAACAUCCGGAUCUUCGGCCGGCUCCCAGGCCAGUUGCAGUUCCCUGGGCAGCACACCAGCUGUGGACCUAACCCGCAGGGUGCUCAAAAGCCAGGUAAUCAAUGGCGAACCCGUAGUCCUGUCCAGUCGCAAGAGCAUCCUGGCCUCGGCCAAGUGUCGCAGUGCCAAGAGUCGUGGGCAGGAGGAGGACAACGACAGCACCGAUGGCGAAGCCUGCUCCCUGGCCAAUCGUCGAAUGAAGCCCAUCUCCAGCUACAAACUCCAGCAGCAACAGAUCCAGUUGGGCAAACAACUGGUGGUGGACAAGCUGAUCAAUGUGGCUGCCUAUGUGGAACUCACCUCGGAUACGGACGACAGCAGCCGGAGAUCAGAUACGCCGGCCAAGAUUAGUGCCAUGUUCAUUGAUGAGGAGCGCAAGGCCAGCUUCAAGGGAGAUCCCAGCCAGCAACUGACCAAGGUCAAGGUGGAGCCGGUCAAGCCCAUGGUCCUUCUGCCCAUGGUGCUGCCCUCCCCGAAGAGGGAACCCCUGAAGCAGCAGACCACCGCCGAAUUGAGGGAGAAGUUCGAGAGGAGUGCUGCGGCUCAGGCCCAAACCCAAUCCCAGAACCACUCGCCAGUGAUCCACAAGAUCGCCCAGAAGCCACACCACGAGCGAUUCUCCUCGCUGGACUCGCUGGCCUCCAGUUCCUCGGGCGUGAGUUCAACCACCCAAAAUGUGAGCACCACCCAGGAGACGGCCACCGAAUUCGGCAGCUUCUCGUCGCUGGGCAGCAACCAGAGCUUGAUCACCGCCCAGGAUGUCCAGCAGAUUGUCGAGGAGGCCGAUCCUCCUCUGAAGACCCCCGAGGCAUUCAUCAUUGUCCUGCAGAGGGAUAAUCCCGAGAGCAGCAUUGGCAUCACCCUGGCCGGCGGUUCCGAUUACGAGGCUAAGGAAAUCACGAUCCACAAGAUCCUGAGCAACACGCCAGCUGCCAAGGAUGGUCGUCUGAAGAAAGGCGAUCGAAUCCUCGCCGUCAACGGAAUGAGCAUGCGCGGAUUGACGCAUCGCGAGUCCAUCAGUGUGCUGAAGACCCCCCGACCUGAGGUGGUGCUAGUGGUGACCCGGUCCGAGUCGCUGGUGGUGAAGGCGCUGACCAAGAAGCGAUCCUCCCUGGGAUCCCUCAGCUCGCUCAACGAGAAGCCCACGGAGCUCGACUACGAACGCAAGAGGAACUACCACAAGGCCUCCCGAUCUCUGGACUUGGACCUCGAUCUGGUGUCCAACGAGGCUGGUGGAUCGCCAGUGGCCACCACCCCGAGCACCGGAUCCGUGAGUCCGCCGCAGCCGGCGAGCCUGCACGACGAGGAUGCGGAGGCCACCAUCGCGGGAAUCCGGGCCAGAAGGCAAUUGUCCCGCGGAGAUGCCGCCAAACUGAGCACAAGUGAACUUUUGGAACGGGCGGCGGAGGCCAGGAAUGCCAUUGCGGCGGAGAUUCGAGCACAGGCAGAGGAUGCGGCGGCCAGUGGAGGAGGAGCUCGUUGUGUCGAGAUUGUCAAGGACAGCUGUGGCCUGGGUUUCUCCAUCGAAGGAGGCUUUGACUCGCCGCUGGGGAACCGUCCCCUCAUCGUGAAAAAGGUGUUCAUGGGUGGUGCCGCCCAGAAGACCAACCAGGUGCGCAACGGCGACGAAAUCCUGAGCAUCAAUGGGUCCUCCACGUCGCGGAUGACGCGAGUGGAUGCCUGGAACUAUAUGAAGCAACUGCCGCUGGGACCGGUCAAGAUCUGCUUCGCCUAGGGAGGAUGGUCCAAAUACAAUGCCAACGAUGGGGAAGAAUGCGCCACAAUUUUUGUUAGAUUUAAGCCAGUUAGCUUGGUUACCCCUUAACCGGUCUAACCUUGGGGGUCUUGCCAAUUCGAUGGAUCGAUGCUGCGAGCGAUUUGUUUUGCAUUUAAACGAACCUUUAACUGUACGCCUAAUUUUAUAGAUAUUUAAUUUAAAGUGCAAUUGUUUAAACUCUUACAACGUUUUGAUGCCCUAUUUACCUACCUUAAACUGAUCGAUGAUUGUACAUAUAACUAAUCGAGACUAAUUUACGUAUUUAAACCUUAAAACAAAUUGAAGCCAGCCCUCUGGGCAGCGCUAUUUCCUUAUACACAACUUAUUAAUCCACAAACAUAACGAAAAAAAAAAAACACAAUUAUAUUUUAUGCCAUAAAUUAUACGGGAACGUUAUACAUGUAUAUUAUUUUAAUAAUUAUUAUUUUAUUUAAAGAACAACAAAAACAAUGUUUACGUAUACAAAAGUAUUUGCUAAAAAUAAACUUACAAUAUAUAUGAAAUUAUA
This is a messenger RNA of Drosophila subpulchrella, 8679 nucleotides long. RefSeq lists its product as uncharacterized. Lineage: Eukaryota; Metazoa; Arthropoda; Insecta; Diptera; Drosophilidae. Bases 192 to 8129 code for a protein of 2645 amino acids. Gene Ontology annotation, molecular function: protein binding. The transcript has 8 exons. The record is from RefSeq and is a predicted model, not a curated record.